UAAGUAAAUAGACAGGUAAAAGCUUAUAGGUAAACAGACCCUACAGGUAUAUAUAGAUAGGCGUGAGAUACAAACAAUAGCUUGGUAAACAAAAACUUUCCUUUCUCCGUAUUGACCAAUAUAAUAUCAGUGACUAGGUGUGAUUGUUACCGGUGAUGUGGUGGUGGAAUUAUUUACUUUUCACUGGAAUUCAUUUGUUUUUGAUAGGAAUUAGAACUGCUUGGCUCAACUGUGUGGUGAUAAAGAAGAUGGCUUAAUAUUGAUUUAAUGGUGACUUAUGGACUUGAUGCUGUUAGGCAGGUGGUGUAGACCAAACAGAUGUUGACCUUGGACAUGCAUCACCAUAGUUUCUCGUUACAACACUGCAAAUAGAGGUCAAGAUGAUGAAAAAAGUCAACAAAGUUGGUGAUAGUAGUGUCCUGAAAGAGGUAGACAAGAUAGGAAGUACAUCUGGAGGUAGCAAUGUGCCAAAGGAAGCGAUAAAAAAAGAUAACAAAGUGGGAGACAAUGUCGUAAAGGAUGGCAUGAAAAAACACCCUGUCCUGCCCAACAUUCAGAUAGAGGUCACCAAUGCCUCUACCCCUAGUACAGCCUCUAACGAAGACCUCAUCAAUAUUGAUCAGAGCCAGAAAAAGGACACCGAUGGAAUCGUAAACCCUGUGUUUACCACGCAAGGGGAGAUAAUCCAACCUGCAUGUUCUAAGCCUGACAUAGUCACUAUUAUUCCUAAUGAACUUUCAAGACCGGAUAUUAACAAAAGUGCUGAUGAACUUCCGAAACCUGAUAUUCACCCAUAUGUCACUCAAAAUAUUUUCAUUAAUUCUGAUGGACUUCUAAAUCCGAAUAUUCACAUCAAUCCUGAUGGACUUAAUGAUCUUAAUGAACCCAAUGAUGUUGGUGCCUUAAAUGACUCCGAUCCAGUAUUUAACCAAGAUGGAUUCAUCAAUCCAGUCUUCUCUAUAGAGACAGCCAGUGAGACCAGCAAACACAAUACCCCAGACAAAGCACCAAAUCUGUUUAGUUUCAGUGACAAUGAUGUCAAUCUCUACAACCAGCAGGUUGAUUCACAGAAUUCUAAGCAGUAUCUGACACCGACAUGUAAGGAAAGUCACUCCACAAGCAGUAGUAGCCUCACAGUCCCUGAUGUUACAGGCUCUAGACGUCCAAGCGACCCAUUAACAUUUGUUCAGGAUGACAAUUUUUCCCAGCUUCAGCCUUUGACCAUUUCUAAUGGAUUAUCUAAAUCAGAAGGUCGACUACCACCUCUCAGUCCAGGGUAUCUCUCACCCAGCCCUUAUGACAGAUUCCAGCCUCCUCGUAGUCCAGGCUUACUCAGCACAAACUCGGCCUGGAGUGAACUUGCAAAAUUACAUUCCCGACGAUCAUCAUACGGCGACUACACCGAUGAUAGAGACAGCAGUAAUAGUGUGUCUAAUAUCAGCAGUAGCCUUAUGCAAACCAACAGUAAUAGUCUGUCCGUUGUCAGCAGUAGCCUUAGUGAACAUCUCCACCAGUUGGUGCGUGCAUUCUCCAGCAGGACAGAGCGAGUCAAAGAGACCACUAUCCAGCCUCCGACUCCUUCCUCUCAGGAUUUUGAUGCAUACUCUGAUGCCAAUUCAGCGAUCUCUGCUGCUGAUGAGCCAGAGCAGAGACAACAUCGGCUAGACUCCUUCAUCCCUUUGCACCUUCGUGAACGAGGACCCUUGGGCCAAUCUGAUGAAGGCACAUUGGACGAGUAUUUCCUGGAUUGUGGAUGCUGUAGAAUGCGUCUGCCAUCCUGGCUAAAAAAUCCUUGUAGUAUGCCAAGGAAGCUGGAACCACAGAGUAAGUUGUACAUGACAUGGCUCUUCCUGGUGGCACUAUGUUUUAUGUACAACGCCUGGGUCAUUCCACUUCGUGGAGUCUUCCCGUACCAAAACCCCUCCAACCUCAUCUACUGGCUCAUCUGUGACUACACCUGCGACGCCAUCUACAUACUGGACAUUAUGUUGGUGAAGCCCCAUCUCACCUACCUAAACAGUGGUAUAGUGGAGACUGAUCCAAAGUUAAUGAGAAAGAAUUACAUGCAGAAAAGAAUGUUCAAGUAUGAUGUUCUAUCAUUACUACCCCUCGACUUGUUCUACCUGAUUUUCGGUGUUGUGCCAUGGUGUCGUCUGCCACGCCUCUUCAAGAUCCAGACAUUUUGGGAGUUCUAUCAGAGAUGUGACCAGGCAGUGAAAUCAGCUCAUGUAUUGAGAAUCAUAAAGACAAUGACAUACAUGCUGUUCCUGAUCCACCUGGAGACGUGUGGCUACUACGCAGUGUCAGUGUAUGAGGGAAUCGGCUCCAAUCGCUGGGUCUAUAAUGGGGAAGGCAUCGCGUACAUCCGCUGUUUUUACCUGGCUACAAAGACUGCCACCUCCAUCGGCAACAAUCCCAUCCCGACCAAUACACUGGAAUACAUCUUCAUGACAAUAUACUGGGUUUCGGGAGUUUUUGUCUUUGCUCUUCUGAUUGGUCAGAUACGCGAUAUCGUUGAUGCAGCAGGCCGUGUAAAAGCCCAAUAUGACAAGAUGAUGGAUGAUGCUCUUAGAUAUGUCAAGAACCUUAACUGUCCUAACGAUACACAACACAAGGUCAGGACGUGGUUCCUCUACCAAUGGGAGCAGCAGAAAAUCUCAGAUGAGAAGAAGUUGAUGGACUGGCUACCUAAGAACCUCCGCACUGACCUGGCUAUCCACGUCCACUUCAACACCUUGUCUAAAGUGACCUUGUUCCAGGACUGUGAUAAAACCCUUCUGUUUGACCUUGUCCUCAAGCUUAAACCAAUCCUCUUUUUACCAGGGGAAUAUGUCUGCAAAAAGGGAGAGGUGGGGAAGGAGAUGUAUAUUGUCAGUCAAGGUCAGGUUGAGGUCGUUGGGGGACCAGAUGGUACUACAGUCCUCGCCACACUCAAGGAGGGAAGUGUGUUUGGUGAGAUCAGUUUGUUGGCCAUUGCGGCAGAUGGCAAUCGUCGGACUGCUGAUGUAAGGUGUAAGGGGUUCACAAACCUCUUUAUCCUCAGCCAGACAGAGUUUGAGGACGCCAUGGCAGAGUACCCUGAAGCACACAAACUUCUCAAAAAGCGAGCCAGAAAGUUAUUGAGACAAAAUGCAAAGCUAUCAACCAAAAGUCAUGGAUCUACUGGAAGCUCCAAAGUUGAGGUAGAGCCGAUCAUACGAACACCGGGCAGAGACACGGAAACACCUAAACUCUUCAAAACUGUCCUACAGAAAUGGGGACAGACACAUGAGAUGAUGGAUCCAGAAUCGUCCAUCGCCAAACGUCUGGGGUCGGUCUCUCAUACGUCAGAACACAAGGACAGCCUGACCGUGGAAAACAUUACUGACACUACUAUGUUAAACAAGCACCAGAUAGCAGACAAGCCUUUGCCAGAUGCAGAGGAGGCAGAGGAUUUCUACAGCAAAAUGCUUGAAUCUGAUCUAAUGGAUCAAGAGACAUAUGAGGCUGUGAUCAAUGAAGCAGAAAGAAAACAGCUCCAACAUCAUGACACGCUGAACACAGACUGUAGUGUAGAGAGCACAGACUCUGGAGUACAGAUGCCGAAAGUGAGUAGUCGGCCAGAAAGUGUCUCCAAAACCACAUGUAACAAAAACAGUAAAGAACCGUUUGUUGGCUCUGAACUCUCUGGUAACUAUGAGGAAACUUGUAACUGGGUCAUCAAACAGGCUCUCUCUACCCCCGAGGUUGGAAAAACCAGGCGCUAUAGUCGUGUGGAAGAUGAAGCUCAAGUAAAAAAAAUUGUUGAGGUACUGACAAAACAAAACCAUGUUGUGGGCGUUAAUAGGAAUGAUGAAGUGGAGCUUAUGUCCUCAUUUUUUGAGGAUGAUUAUCCAUUAGAAAAUGUUCUUAAAGUUGAACCAGCGACAGGUCAAAAGUCUGAAUUUCAACAAGUUGUUGAAAAGUGUGGAGUUGAUGAGGAUGGACAAAAUACACAAACUAUUCAAAAUGAGAGUGGAGAUCACGUGAAAAAUAAUGAUCCCACAGAAAAGCAAGUUGAUGAUAAAAUGAAAACUCCGGAGAUGAUUGUAGAAUCAUCCACAAAUGAAAACAAGUCUGAUAACUCUAAUAGUGUGCCUGUCAAAAAGGAUGAGGAUGAUCCAAGUAAGACUGCUAUCAACAGUGACACAGGCAAGGCUCUCGGCAACGACGGUGCAGGCAAGGCUCUCAGCAACGACGGUGCAGACAAUGCUGUCAAAGACAUUGGUGCAGGCAAGACUGCCACUAACAAUAGCACUGGCAAAGCCGACAGCAAUAACAGUGUAGGUGAGUCUGCCAGCAACAGCGGUGCAGGCAAAGCUGGCAGCAACAACAGUGCAGGUAAAACUGCAAGUAAUAAUGGUGCAGGCAAGGUUGCUGAUAAUAUUGGAACUGGUAGCAAGGCAGUGAGUAACAACGGUGCUGGCAAACUAACAAGUAACAAUGACAAGGUUAAAGUAACAAGUAACAAUGACAAGGUUAAAGUAACAAGUAACAAUGACAAGGUUAAAGUAACAAGUAACAAUGACAAGGGAAGCGAUGCCAUUGACAAUGAUGCAGGCAAGGUUGCUAGUGAUAUGGGUAAUCCCAAUAGCCUGGGUAAGGAUGCCUAUCAGAGGGAAGUUGGACAAAUUGGUAUGGACAAAAAUCCUGCUACGGAUGGAAGUCUGAGAAGUAAGCAUCCAUCGUCUGCAUCUAUCACCCGUAUUUCAGGGGAUUAUGAUCAAAACAAUGAAGUAUUCUUGAACUCCUUGAAUUCGGAUAUCGACCAUCACAAGCUUGUGGAUGAUCAAGGUCAUAGGUCACCUGGUUAUCAUGAUCAAUCUAAAGGCCCUGAAGUCCAGAUGAACGGUAUUCCUUUACAGAACCAGAUAACCUGUUCUGUAGAGAUACAUCGCGAGAAAAGUCUCACACCUGUUUCACUGAAAGAUUGGAUAGACAGUGCCAACGCAAAGCCCAGAACAGAAAGCAUCAACUCUGUCACCAAGGACAUCACAUUACAAGAGUCUAGUGUAUGACCAACUCAAGAUAAUUUUGUUAGGGAAGGUGAAAUUCAAACACCAUCUUCUUUCAGAAUUAAUUGUCAGUUGAAUGUGUUACUUGUUAAAUGUUACAGAUCAUUCAAAUAACAAGAUAUAGCGAUAAUAAUAAGACAACGACACUAGAUUUCAGCGACUUGGGACUAUUGAUUGUAUAUAAUGUAAAUAUGUAUUAGAUUUUAUGUGUCUGACAAAGGGGUGAAAAUUAAUACUUUGGGGUCAAAACACAGAAUCAAACAUUCAACAAUCUUUAGAAGAACAAUUUCAUGGCUAAAAGGGAUAUAUAACAGAUAGUGUUUAAUGAAAAUGAAAUUUUAUUUGUGUGGAGAAAUGUUUGAUUUACCAAUUAAUGAUAUUUUUAAUUGUACAUAUCUUUAAUUCUAGUGAAGUAAACCUUAUAUGGUUGUGUAAUAAAAAAAAAGUGCAACAUCUGUCAAUGUUUCAUAUAAGCAGUUUAUUGUUUCAUGGAUUAGUUGAUAUUAAGUCGUGAUCUUGAAUAUUUGAAGUUGAAAUUAACCUUUAUUCAUUAAAUAAAUGAAAUCAUUUUUUUUUUUUUUAAUUUUUGUCAAUAUUCUGAUCAACUUUAUACAGAUUUUCAGAGAUGAUCUCUUCACUCAGUUUCCAACCCCUUUCAGUAACUAAAUAAUAUUUUGAAGUUCUAAUUGCAACAGAAAAGUCUACAGUAUUAAUUGUGGUUACAUAAUCAAAUGAUGUUAGAUUCUCACAACAUACAGUGCAUUAUGUAGGUGUAUCAUAUGGAGGAUAUAGAGCAAAUACUUGGGGUAUAUAGAUGUUUUCCCAAGUGCCAUUUUCAUAGAAAUUUUUUUUUUCUAAAUUGAAAGUUAUUUCCAUUUGUUUUCAAGUAUUUUAAUCUUUUCCAAAGAUCUCAGUGACACUGAUCUUUUAAUCUUUGUAUGAAGUUGAAUUUUCCUUAAAGUUAUUUUGAGUCACUAUUUUAAAGAGUUAUUGCCCUUUAUUUUUUCAGUAUUUCAAUUUUGUCCAUUGACAUUUCUCAGCUUCAGACUGAUCUCUUUGAAAUUUGGUGGUAGGCUUUAUAAUCAUGCGAAGCUGUGCUUUCCUGAAUGGCAUUUUCAUUUCACACAUUUUUAGAGUAAUUACCCUUUCUGUCUUUUUUAGUAUUAAUCCUGUGUGGGGUUAUGAAAUUAUUCUCUAACUAUGACAUGUAACUUAAUUAAACUGAUUUUUUAAUUGACCAUUUUUCUUAUUACAUUCCCAUAUUUGUGCAUAUUUGAAUAUGAAUGCAUAUCAUCCUGCAUUGGAAAGGUGUAUAUUGAAGCUCAUAGCAUACAAAAUGAAAAUGAAAAUUUAACAGGUGCUGCUAAUGAAUAAUACAGUAGCUAACAGCAAGGGACACAACUCUAGAUAUCUAACUACUUUUCUGUGGGUCCAAAAGAUUACAACUUAAAUCAUGUGAUGUACUUAAAAUAUUGUAGAUAUUCAGUACUUGUAUACUUUGUAUAUUGCAUGAAUGAUAUUGUUUAAAACAUUGGACACUGAGAAUGCACUAUGUACAGUUAUUUAUGUUUCAUGAUUUUUCACUUCAAUAUGAAAGGAAAAUAGAAUCAGAUUCAUCACUGUAUCUUAUAUUAAUCAUAUGUGUUUCAUGUGAUGAGAAUUAUUUUGGAUUUAAGAAGGAAGGGAUUGGAGGCGUGGUCACUUCUAGUGGGCUUUAAAUUCAAUUUAGUUGAAAAGGAAAUUGAAAAAGGAAAAAGUUCUUUAAAAUUACUUAAUGGUGUAUCAUUGCUCAACUCUUUACUUUUCUGUUAAAGAUGCUUUCUGCAUUUUAUAUCAUGUAUGUAAUGUAAUGAGACAAAGCAUCAUCUUCAGGCAGACAUUUUGGCACCGUUUUAUUUUUGAGAUGAAAUCUUAAAUCUCAUAUUAUGAUUAUGAAUUAACAGCCUACAUUAAUUUGAGACAUUCCUCUUUAUCUUAUUGGUGUGGAUUUAGAACUGACUACUUUAUGUAAUAAGGGGUUACAUUACAACAUUGAAGUUUUGGAUUUUGCCAAUUCUUCUCUAAACGUUGAUCAGUUGAGUGUAUUAAAUACUAUUUGCCUCGACCAAUAGAGUGUUACUAACGUUGACUAUACAUAGUUUAAAGAGAUGAUUAGUAAUUAUCCAAAUGUCUGUUGUUGCCUGAAGACAAUUUCUGUGAUACAAUAGAUAUAUUAAAUUUCUUAAGCGUU
Pecten maximus is the source of this 7263-nucleotide messenger RNA. RefSeq lists its product as uncharacterized. The record is from RefSeq and is a predicted model, not a curated record. The transcript is spliced from 22 exons. Gene Ontology annotation, cellular component: intracellular cyclic nucleotide activated cation channel complex; plasma membrane. Gene Ontology annotation, biological process: monoatomic cation transmembrane transport. The coding region runs from base 381 to 5036 and encodes 1551 amino acids. NCBI's taxonomy places the organism in Eukaryota, Metazoa, Mollusca, Bivalvia, Pectinida, Pectinidae. Gene Ontology annotation, molecular function: protein-containing complex binding; intracellularly cGMP-activated cation channel activity; cGMP binding.